Penaeus monodon (black tiger shrimp) is the source of this 1163-nucleotide messenger RNA. RefSeq lists its product as uncharacterized. The record is from RefSeq and is a predicted model, not a curated record. The transcript is spliced from 3 exons. NCBI's taxonomy places the organism in Eukaryota, Metazoa, Arthropoda, Malacostraca, Decapoda, Penaeidae. Bases 420 to 1163 code for a protein of 247 amino acids.
ACAGUGGGAGAGCGAGGUUGUGCUGCGCAGGCUAUUGGAACCAGCCGUUGGCAUAGUUCUUGCACAUAAGAGAGAGAGAAAAAAGGCCCAUAAAUAAUUGCAACGGGGAAAUUAAUCAGUGUCCUAAUUGUGAAAGUAGUGCGUUCGGUGUCCCUGGCAGUGGAUUUUACCGGCGUCGCGACACGAGAAGCAGGUGGCAAACGCGCCAUCUUGAAGGAGGUCUCAAGAAAAAGGCGAGGAGUCCGACGUCGCCACGACUCCGCCGGCCGAGCCCCCCGCCCGCGCCGCCCGCCCGCGUCCUCCGCCGCCGCCCCCGCCGCCCCCGCGAUGGCCGCGAGGCGAGGCGGCCGGGCGUGACUCGCAGGCCGCGCCGGCGAUGCCCCUCGAGGCGGCCCGCGCGCGCUGAGCGCCCCCGCGCCAUGGCCGUCACCAUGCGCGCGCUCACCUACAGCUGGAUCGGGCUGUCGGCGGCGGCGCCCCUCGUGUUCCUGGUGUGCGCGUGGGCGCUGGGCGUGUUCCACUCGUACCGCCGCCACUGGCGCUCCGUCGACCUGUUCCUGCUGGCGGUGUUCGUGCAGGAGCUCCUGAUGGCGCUGCAGGUGUUCGCCUUCGCGCUGCUCAGCCUGAUGCGGCCCGAGUCGGGCGCCGCAUGCGGGGCCUUCGUGUGGAGCCUGAGCGCCACGCGCGCGCUGCAGGCGGCCACGCUGGCGUCGCUGCUGGUGGACCGCGCGCUCACGUGCCAGUGGCCCUACAAGUACCGCUUCUCCGUGCGCCGCCACCAGAUCCGCUACCACCUGGCGGUGCUGGCCACCGUGGCGGCGCUGGUGGGCGUGGCGGCGCUGCUGGCGCGCCCCGCCGACGCCGCCGCAGCCUUCGAGCACUGCAGCUUCCUGCCGCACGCGCUGCACGUGCGCCUCGCGCUCUUCGUGCUCAGCGUGUACGGCGUGCUGGCGCUGGCGGGCGGCGUGAGCGCGGGCGUCGUGCAGGCGGGGCGCGGCUGCUCCGUGCCCGCGCGCGCCCACUCCGACCUGGCACCCAUCGCCACCGCCACCGCUGAGUUCGGUUACGCCCACGAAGGGACAGGGCAAGGAGGCCGCCCACACUCGCACGCCCAUGUCCCGCCCACGCCCGCCCGCCCACUGGUGGCCACCGCGCGCCCUUGA